AUCUUCCCUCAAGACUGAGUAAUAUUGCAAUUGAACAAAAUUACGGUUCAAAAUGACUUCAGAAGCAUCUAAACCAUCACAUCUCGAUCCAUCAGCUCUAGGCACAAAAGAAUAUUGGGAUAAUCUCUAUAAUCGUGAAAUUUCAAACCACGCACUCGAUGCGACGGAUGUAGGAACGAUAUGGUUUGAUGAUUCAUCUGCAGAGGAUAAAGUCGUAGAUUUCUUGAACGGGGAGGUUUUCGAGAAGGAUUUAUUGGGAUUGGGAAAAGGGAGGAGGAGGAAAGAUCUUGGACUGCUAGAUCUAGGGACGGGAAAUGGUCACUUUUUGGUUAGGCUGAGGGAGGGGGAGGAGGAUAGUGAUGAGGACGAGGUGGAGGAAGAGACAGAGGAAGGGAGAGAAAACGAGGCUCCAGGGAAAAAAUGGGUGGGAAGAAUGAUGGGUGUGGAUUAUUCGGAGAGAUCUAUUGAAUUUGCGAAACGAAUUGCGAAGGAUAAAUUAGAGGAAGGGGAGGAAGAGGAAACCGAACAGGGAAACGAAAUCGAAUUUAUCACAUGGGAUAUAAUGAAAGAAGAUCCAUCUCCAAAAGUUCUUAAUGGAGAACAGGCAAAAGGAUGGGAUAUAGUACUUGACAAAGGGACAUUCGAUGCUAUUAGUUUGUCGGAGGAGAUAGAUGCGAAUGGGAAAAGGAUUUUCGAGGGAUAUAAAGAGAAAGUGCUGGCAUUAGUGAGAACGGGCGGAGUGGCGGUUGUUACGAGUUGCAAUUGGACAGAGGAGGAAUUAAUUGAGUGGUUUGUUGGAAAGGAAGAGGAGGAGCAGGGAGAAAGGUUCGAGGUACUGAGGAAGAUUGAGUAUAGAAGUUUUAGUUUUGGAGGAGUGAAGGGCCAGACAGUGUGUAGUGUUUGUUUUAGGAAGUGUGGAGGGAGCGAAUAGAUACCGGGAAAACCGUACUCAGAAUGUUACAUUGAGGGCUACGGCUCGUGGUGUGUGGUUUGAAGGCAGCAAUCUCAGAGGGGUCAUAGGCUCUCUCUAACUAACCUCGAAGUCAGAUGGCGUCGAAUAUUACAAAAAUGAAUGUUGAAGUCCAAUAUUGAAUAUUUACCAAUGCAAUACAACACAAAAUCUCUAUGGAAAUCACGCUCCAGUGGUGCUUGAACGGGAGGUUCUUAAAUUCCAAGCAUGAUGUGUACAAUUCUUCAUUUCAUCGAAAUGUUCUGGAAAGCACAAAUGUUCAAGAAAUUGA
Botrytis sinoallii is the source of this 1241-nucleotide messenger RNA. RefSeq lists its product as uncharacterized. Gene Ontology annotation, biological process: peptidyl-lysine dimethylation; peptidyl-lysine monomethylation. Gene Ontology annotation, molecular function: protein-lysine N-methyltransferase activity. Gene Ontology annotation, cellular component: cytoplasm. Lineage: Eukaryota; Fungi; Ascomycota; Leotiomycetes; Helotiales; Sclerotiniaceae. Bases 53 to 931 code for a protein of 292 amino acids. The transcript has 2 exons. The record is from RefSeq and is a predicted model, not a curated record.